AUGGAGUUCGAGACAGCCCUGGAGAGCCUCCAAGAGGAGUGCGGCUGUCCCUUGUGCCUGAAUUACCUCAAAGACCCAGUUACUAUUAGCUGUGGACACAACUUCUGCUAUGCCUGCCUCAGCAGGUCCUGGAAAGGUCUAAAGGGUGCUUUUCCAUGCCCUGUCUGCCAAGUUUGCUUUUCGCAGAGGAAGUUCAGGAGGAACCGCCAGCUCCGUAACCUGGCUGAAAUAGCCAGGAGUCUGAAGAUCCGAAGAAACAAGAGGAAGAGUCCGAAGGUCUGCGAGAAGCACCAGCAGAUUCUCACCCAUUUCUGUAUGAAGGACCAGCAGGUCUUAUGCAGCCGGUGCUCCGUCUCCGUCAAACACCAGAGGCAUCACAUUUGCCGCAUUAAGAAAGUGGCCCCUUACCACAGGAAAAUUUUAGAAAGCAGCAUCGAGCCCCUGAAAAAUAACGUGGAACGGGUUGAACGAAUAAUAGUCCUGCAAAGCAGCAAGUUGCUGGAGCUGGGGAGGAUGGCAGAGCAGAGGAAGGAAGCAAUAUACUCUGAAUUCGAGCAGGUUAGACAGUUUUUACAGGAUGAGUGGGAGGCUAGGCUGAGGGAAAUGGAAGUUGAAGGGUUGGGCAUUUUCUCAAAGCUUAGUGAGAGCUUUGCCAGUCUUUCAGACCAUGCUUCCACAUUAAAGCACCUCCUGGGGGAAUUGCGGGACAAGGGCCUGCGUUCCAACGCGGUGCUCUUGACCCGCGCUCAGAGCAUCUAUCACCGGCAUCGAAACCUGAGGCGUCCCGAAGUCUUCUCGUUCCGCUUAAAGGAAUACGGAUUCAGUCUCCCUCCACUGUAUUCUGGCCUGGACAGAGUCAUCGAGCGAUUUCAAACAGAUGUGCAUUUUGAUUUCGACACAGCCCAUGUUCAGCUUGUAGUUUCUAAGGACAGAAAAAUCGUGCACUUUACUACAGACAAACAACAUAUCUCUGAUAGCCCUCAGAGGUUUACUUUCUGCCCUUCUAUCCUGGGCUUUGAGAAGUUCGUUUCUGGCCGUCAUUACUGGGAGGUGGAAGUGGGGAGCAAACAUGAGUGGACUGUGGGUGUGUGUGAAGACUCUUUUCCCAGGACCUGGCAGAAUCACCCCUCGCCUGUUGAAGGCCUUUGGGCCAUUGGACUGUACUCCAGGACUGAGCAUGUCGCAUUUGGCCCCAUGAGAAUGCAGGGAAUGCCUGCAGCGUGGCCCAGUAAGAUUGGCAUUUUUUUGGACUAUGAAUUAGGUGAAGUCUCCUUUUACGAUAGGAAUAAUAAUUCUCUCAUCUACAGGUUUAAUGAUCGUUUCAGCAAUGCCAUUUGUCCCUAUUUUGAUACUGGAUUAAAUUCUGUACCUCUUAAAAUCUUACCCAUACCAGAUCAUGAAGGAAUAUAA
Messenger RNA from Jaculus jaculus (lesser Egyptian jerboa), 1410 nucleotides. RefSeq names its product tripartite motif-containing protein 60-like. Lineage: Eukaryota; Metazoa; Chordata; Mammalia; Rodentia; Dipodidae. The transcript has a single exon. The record is from RefSeq and is a predicted model, not a curated record. Gene Ontology annotation, molecular function: zinc ion binding; protein binding. The coding region runs from base 1 to 1410 and encodes 469 amino acids.